Messenger RNA from Echinostoma caproni, 480 nucleotides. NCBI's taxonomy places the organism in Eukaryota, Metazoa, Platyhelminthes, Trematoda, Plagiorchiida, Echinostomatidae. The record is from the annotation of a GenBank genome assembly.
AUGUCGGCGAAGGUUGCGUCGGGAGUGCUGGCUAUUGGUAAGGCAAAGCGUAGAUUCUUCUCUUUCCCACAUAUCACCAAGAAAGACCUGCUUAUUUAUGGCACCUAUAUCCGUCCCGUUCCAGAAUAUGGUAUUCAAGUUGUUCAAUCUGGCCUGAUCCGUGAUCGUGCUACUCUUGAAGGAGUUCAAAGAGCGGCAACAAAGGCGGUGAUUGGAAUGAAACAUCUUCCUUUUCCUAAACGUCUAGUGGCGCCUGAUUUGCAUCCUCUUAACCUGGGUAUUACUCCGGAUUGUUGUGUAUCGCCUUUUACUUCCAGACUCGGUUGGCUUGGGCCGGUCAAAGACUUGGGGUCUACACCCACAAAGGACAAUUUGGCUCCGACAAUGGUUGUUUGGCACGGCUAUCUCCAUCGUUUUGGCUACAUGCGUCCGGACCAGGUUGAGAAUCACAUCCCCUGUCUCACUCCAAAGGUGUUUUAA